This is a messenger RNA of Lathyrus oleraceus (garden pea), 1628 nucleotides long. Its product is annotated as homeotic protein knotted-1. NCBI's taxonomy places the organism in Eukaryota, Viridiplantae, Streptophyta, Magnoliopsida, Fabales, Fabaceae. The record is from RefSeq and is a predicted model, not a curated record. The transcript has 5 exons. Gene Ontology annotation, biological process: regulation of DNA-templated transcription. Gene Ontology annotation, cellular component: nucleus. The coding region runs from base 351 to 1475 and encodes 374 amino acids. Gene Ontology annotation, molecular function: DNA binding; DNA-binding transcription factor activity, RNA polymerase II-specific.
CAACAAAACAUAGUCUUGUCAACCACCCCUAUCUCCAAGACAUUGCCGGUUUGAACUAAGCCAUCUCUCUCUCUCUCUCUCUGCAACACAUCAUGUGAAGGUUUUGCUGGUUUCUAUCUUCUCCACCCUGUCAAUGCCCCCAAAGUCUAUACCUUCACCAUCCUAAAACUUUUCCAACCUCUUGAACCCUUUCAUCACACACAAAACCACACUUGUCUUAUGUUUUCUUGUCCUCAACAUUCAUAGUAUUCACUAUAUAUAAACAAUCUCAACCAUGUUUUUUCUCUAGGGUUUCAAUCAACUUCCUAACCUUUCCAAAAUAGGGUUUGAGUAUUUAUUUAUAGACUUAAAUGGAAGAAUACACUAAUAAUCCAAAUCAAAAUCAAAAUCAAAGUUCAAGGCCAAAUUUCUUGUAUAAUCAGAUUCCAAUGAACAACACCUUUCAUCUUCAAUCAAGAGGAUCAGAAAAUUGUUUUCAUUCAGAACAAGUACAUCAUCAUCAACAUCAACAUCAUCAUCAUCAACAACAAAGCGCUGUGAAAACUGAAUCUAAUAGUACUUCACAACUUCAUACUCCAAUUUUUCAUUACCCUAAUUUAAUGAGAACAAAUAUUAUUCCACAAACAAUCAUGAAUCAUCAUCAACAAGGAGGAGGAGGAAGUCCUAGUAGCUCUAAUGAAGCUGAAUCUAUAAAAGCAAAAAUCAUUGCUCAUCCUCAAUACUCUAGUCUCUUACAAGCUUACAUGGAUUGUCAAAAGAUUGGAGCACCACCAGAAGCGGUGGCUCGUAUGGUGGAAGCAAGACAGGAGUUUGAAGCAAGACAAAGAUCUUCAGUUAACUCAAGAGAAUCUUCAAAAGAUCCAGAACUAGACCAAUUCAUGGAAGCAUAUUAUGAUAUGCUUGUGAAGUAUAGAGAGGAAUUAACAAGGCCAAUACAAGAAGCUAUGGAUUUCAUGAGAAGAAUUGAAACUCAGCUAAAUAUGCUUUGUAAUGGACCCCUUAGGAUCUUCCCAGAUGAUAAAAAUGAAGGAGUUGGUUCAUCAGAAGAAGAACAAGAGAACAGUGGUGGAGAAACCGAUCAAGUCCAGGAAAUCGAUCCUCGAGCCGAAGAUCGUGAACUGAAAAACCAUCUCCUGAAGAAAUACAGUGGUUAUUUAAGUAGUCUUAAACAAGAACUUUCAAAGAAGAAAAAGAAAGGAAAACUCCCUAAAGAAGCUAGACAAAAACUACUCAACUGGUGGGAAUUGCACUACAAAUGGCCAUACCCUUCGGAAUCGGAGAAGGUGGCAUUGGCUGAAUCAACAGGUUUGGAUCAGAAGCAAAUAAAUAACUGGUUUAUAAAUCAAAGAAAGAGGCACUGGAAACCAUCUGAAGACAUGCAGUUUAUGGUGAUGGAUGGUCUGCAUCCACAGAGUGCAGCUCUUUAUAUGGAUGGUCAUUACAUGGCUGAUGGACCUUAUCGUUUAGGGCCAUAAUUAACCAUGGUUCAUCAUCAUCAUCACUUUAUUUAUUAUAUUAUGUUAUAUUUUGUUAUAGUUUAAGAGGGUAUGUAAAACAAUCUUAUGAUGUUCAUUGUUGGAUUUUAAAUGUUACAUGUUUGUAGCUAUUGCAGUUUUUUUUCCCUAUCA